This is a messenger RNA of Condylura cristata (star-nosed mole), 1247 nucleotides long. RefSeq names its product chromosome unknown open reading frame, human C6orf15. The record is from RefSeq and is a predicted model, not a curated record. The transcript is spliced from 3 exons. Lineage: Eukaryota; Metazoa; Chordata; Mammalia; Eulipotyphla; Talpidae. Gene Ontology annotation, cellular component: extracellular matrix. Gene Ontology annotation, biological process: extracellular matrix organization. The coding region runs from base 1 to 1080 and encodes 359 amino acids.
AUGCAGGGCCACAUGGUGAGGAGCUGGGCUCCUCUGGGUGUGCUCCUGCUCUGUCUGCAUCUCCCAGGCCUCUCUGCCCGGAGCAUUGGUGCAGCGGAGGAGAAAGCUGCCCAAGACUUAGGGGCCAAUGCGAUUCUGCCUGGACAACCUUCUUCAACUGGCCCCUCCAACUCUGAACAUCCUCAGUCCAAACCAGAUCCUGAGUCUAAUGAUUUAAGGAGUGUUCCUCUGAGCCCCAGUGCCUCUCCAUCAGAUGGCUCCCAACCCGCAGGGGGUCCUGGGGCUCAGAGUUGGCCCCAGUAUGGCGGCCUGCCUUAUCUGGACUCCUGGGCCUCUGAGGAGCCUUUGCAGAUGACAGCCACUGGAGAUGAGGAUGCUGUGGGGGGAGCGUCUCCCCAAGGCCUGUAUUUCUUUUCUAAUGAUGCUGACCUGCCUCCAGGCAAUGGGCCUUCACCUGCAGGGUCCUCAGAACACCCCUCUGGGGCGCAGCCUGAGACUUCACUCUCACAGAAGGACCCUAAAGCUAAACAGCCACCUCUUUCUAAUAUGGGGGCCCAAGAACAAACUUCUACUGAGCGUCCCUUCUGGAAUCUUAUUAACAGGAUUCGCCAGUCCAUUCUGUCCGGCCGCCCCUGUGGGCUCCUGAAGCCCAGAGGGCCCUUGGGAGGCAGAGGUCCUGCAUCCGGAGUGGCCACAAGGCCCAUGCCACAACCUGGAGGGCUCGGCGGGAUCAAAAAUCCACAGUUUGGGGGGCUCGGUGGUAUCAAAAAUCCACAGCUUGGGGGGCUUGGAGGUAUCAAAAAUCCACAGCUUGGGGGGCUCGGCGGUAUCAAAAAUCCAAACCUAAAUACUGGCUGGGGGAAUAUUAAUCGGAUUCCCGGGAUCGGUGGGGGGAAUAUGAAUCAUUUUCCUGGUAUGGGCGGGGGUAAUGUGAAUGGGUUUCCUGGUAUCGGCGGGGGGAAUAUGAACGGGUUUCCUGGUAUUAAUAAUCUUUUUCCUCCUGGAGUUGCCCAGCCCGCUGGCCCUUCUUGGAGCAGCUCACCUGGCUGGUCCAAUCCUGAAAAUGUUGAGUCACAGUAGGUUGGGAGAGUCGCAGAGCGUGAACCUGGCAUUGGCAUCAGAGACGGGAGCCCGCUUUCUCCGGCAGUGUGAGCUCUCUCAAGGUUCAGUCAACACUUUCCCAGGAUCAUCUUCUCUUUUCACGGCCUCUCCUGUUACCACCAUGUUGACCGCCAAUAAAACAUGAA